Molecule: messenger RNA, 3261 nt
Organism: Daucus carota subsp. sativus
Lineage: Eukaryota; Viridiplantae; Streptophyta; Magnoliopsida; Apiales; Apiaceae
Exons: 20
Coding region: 281-3136 (951 amino acids)
Biological process (GO): transcription by RNA polymerase III
Cellular component (GO): transcription factor TFIIIC complex
Molecular function (GO): protein binding
Source: RefSeq, a predicted model, not a curated record
AGAAGAAAAGAGACUCAGCUGCGGCAAUUUGAGGCGCGAGCCCAGCACAACCUGCUCAGCUCCUCUCUGACUCUCUCCCUCCCUCCAGCUCCCAGUGCCCACAGCUGCAACCCCCAAUUUCUAGGUGUUAGAUUUUCUUGAUUGAAGCUGCAGCUAAGCCUAUAGCUGUCCGAAAAGAAAAGAGCAAAUAGUAGGUUAAAGAAUCUUAGUGUAAGUGUAUACAGGCAAGUCCGCGGUCCUCAUUAGAGUAUAGAAGAGCAGGCAUUAGGUGAGAAACACUAUGACAAACAUGGAGGAGGAUGAACAAAUAGCAACAGAUAAUGUAACAAACAGCACCAGCACCAACACCAACCAAACAACUUUGUAUUCUCCUCUACAACUAGAGGCAGAAGACGAGUACGGAGAUGAUGACGGAAACGACGAUGUCGGAGAUGAAGAAGAAGAGGAAGAAGAAGACGAUAUGAGUUAUAAGAUGAGAUUCGAAGGCGAGAUGGAUCCAUUGGAUUUCAUUGAGAAUGAUGCCUCGGCCGUUGACAAGUAUCAUCAAUUUCAGCGUAUCGAGAAUGAAUAUGAAGCUCUCGCUGCUCGAAAGCAAAGAAUCGGGGUUUUUAUACAUAUAUCUUGUGGCAGCAAUCCAUCAAAAAAGCUUAGAAAUGAUGACGAUCAUGUAGAAACGUUUGAAGAAAUAAUGGAAGCAAUGGCUUAUAAUUCAGGACGAAAACGGAGAAGGAAGAACAAGAAGAAAGGUAGGAGAAGGGGAUCAAAGAAAAAAGUUAAUCCAGUAGUGGCACGAAAGCUUGGUGAAGCUACACUUCAUUAUUCGAAUGAACGUUAUGAAGAAGCCAGAUGUCUUUUAAAAGAAGUUAUUCGGCUUGAUCCUUAUCUGCCUGACCCUUAUUACAAGCUUGGCCUCGUCUAUGAGCAACUUAAAGAUAAAAAGAAGCAAAUGGGUUGCUACAUGCUUGCUGCCCAUUCGUCACCAAAGGAUGGAUCUCUCUGGAAACUUCUUGUUCUAUUGUCUGUAGAAGAAGGUAAUAAUGAACAGGCUAUGUAUUGCCUUUCCAAAGCUAUUACAGCCGAUCCUCAAGAUCUCAGCCUUAGGUUUGACCGUGCUUCACUUUAUGUUGAGCUGGGUGAUUAUCUAAAGGCUGCUGAAUCGUAUGAGCAAAUUUCGCGGCUCCGUCCUGAACUUGUUGAAGCGGAGCUCCGCCCUGAACUUGUUGAAGCACUGAAAAAGGCCACAAAGUUAUAUCAAAAAUGCGGUCAGCGUGAACGUGCUGUUAGUAUUCUGGAGGAGUACGUUAAACGUAAUCAAACUGAAGCUGAAAUCAGCAUUAUUUAUCUUCUAGUAUCAAUGCUCAUCGAAGGCAGAGCAUAUAUCAAGGCUCUGAAUCAUAUUGAGCAUGCACAACAGGUGUAUUGUGCCGGCAAAGAAUUUCCAUUACCUUUAACUAUUAAAGCAGGAGUGUGUCAGGCUCACCUCGGAAAUCUUGAAAAAGCAGAGGCUAUUUUUUGUGUCUUGCAAAGGGGCAAUGCAUGUGAUCGUCCACAAAUAGUCACUGAAGUUGCUGAUUCAUUGGCAAAUCUUAAACACUAUGAACUUGCAUUGAAGUACUAUAUGAUGUUAGAAGCAAUUGGCGACAAUGACAGCGGUGUUCUAUAUUCAAGGAUAGCAGAAUGUAACUUACAUCUAGGCGAUCGACUACGAUCAAUUGAGUACUACUAUAAAGCUCUGCCUAAACUCAAUGACAGUGUUGAUACACGGCUAAAGCUAGCAUCGCUUCUUCUGGAGGAAAGCAAAGACGACGAAGCCAUAAGUAUACUUUGUCCUCCUACUGAUCAUGAGUGUACAUAUGAACACAACUUGGACAAACCCGAACUAUGGUGGACAAAUUUCACUAUAAAGCUAAAGCUUUCCCAGAUCUACAAAGAUAGAGGAUCCUUGGACUCCUUUGUCGAUACAAUAUAUCCCUGUGUUCGGAAGUCAUUUCUUGAGGCUAUUCAACAAAAGGAUAGAGCAAAGAGAAAGUUAACAAGAAGUGAAUUGUUUGAAAGAGCCAAAGUGCUAGACAAUCGUCAAAACGAUAAUGUAUUCCAUGGCUUUAGACCUAUGGCGUCAACGUCGGAUUUAACAAAAGCUACCAGAGCAAAGAAGUUGCUUCAAAAGAAAGAAGCAUUAAGGGAAGAAAAAAGAGCUGCUGCAUUGGCUGCAGGAGUUGAAUAUAAAAGCGAUGAAUCAGAUGUUGAACCUCCUCAAGUCACAAGGAGACGUCCUCUGCCGAAUCUCCUGGUAGACGAGGAAUAUCAUUGCCUCAUAAUAGAUUUAUGCAAGUCACUUGCAUCUCUUCAAAAAUACUGGGAAGCACUUGAAAUCAUUGAUAUUAGUCUGAAAUUGGCAUGUAGCACUCUCUCUGUAGAGAGGAAGGAGGAGCUUCGGUCCAUUGGAGCUCAAAUAGCCUAUAAUAUCGGUGAUCCUUCGCAUGGAUGGGAUUGUGCACGAUACAUAGUCAAUCAGCAUCCAUACAGCUUCGCUGCAUGGAACUGUUACUACAAAGUAAUUUCGAGGCUGGAUAAUAGGUAUUCGAAGCACGGCAAGUUCCUUCAUUCUAUGCGAGUAAAACACAAAGAUUGCGUACCUCCGUAUAUUAUAUUCGGCCAUCAGCUUACUAUGAUCAGUCAGCAUCAGGCAGCUGCAAAAGAUUAUUUAGAAGCUUAUAAACUGAUGCCAGACAAUCCCUUGAUCAAUUUAUGUGUAGGUUCUGCCUUAAUUAACUUAGCCCUUGGUCAUAGACUCCAGAACAAACAUCAAUGUGUCAUGCAAGGCUUGGCAUUCCUCUUUAAGAAUUUGCUACUUUCUGAAAACAGCCAGGAAGCAUUAUACAACAUAGCUCGUGCAUAUCACCACGUGGGUCUUGUUACCCUUGCUGCUACAUUUUAUGAGAAGGUGCUUGCAAUACGUGAAAAAGACUACCCAAUACCUAAGCUACCUAAUGAGAAUCAAGAUGGUGUCGAGAGUCGGAAGCCAGGAUACUGUGACCUUGGUAGAGAGGCUGCAUACAAUCUACAUUUAAUAUAUAAGAGUAGUGGAGCAGUUGAUCUUGCUAGGCAGGUGUUAAAAGAUCACUGCUCAUUUUGAAUAUGAACUCUACAUUGCAGACACUGGGUUCUGUUUUACAUUUAUUUUAAUGGAUGUUUGCAGAACUAUUGUUUAAUACUAGUUCAUAUAUCUUAUACAGUAAUAAUCGGAACUUUUGAUCAUUA